Molecule: messenger RNA, 4254 nt
Organism: Xiphophorus couchianus (Monterrey platyfish)
Lineage: Eukaryota; Metazoa; Chordata; Actinopteri; Cyprinodontiformes; Poeciliidae
Product: oocyte zinc finger protein XlCOF6-like
Exons: 3
Coding region: 36-2237 (733 amino acids)
Source: RefSeq, a predicted model, not a curated record
AGAGUUACAGUGAAAGAGGGACUUUAACUCAUCAUAUGAGAAGUCACACAGGUGAGAAGCCUUUCUCUUGUGGGUCUUGUGGAAGAAGUUUCUCCCUAAAAACUAAUUUAAAUGUUCACAUGAGAAUUCACACAGGUGAGAAGCCUUUCUCCUGUGGAUCCUGUGGAAAGAGUUUCUCUCGAAAGGACGCUCUAAAUGUUCACAUGAUAACUCACACAGAUGAUAAGCCUUUCUCUUGUGGGUCUUGUGGAAGAAGUUUCUCUCAAAAAGGUUAUUUAAAUGUUCACAUGAUAACUCACACAGAUGAGAAGCCUUUCUCUUGUGGGUCUUGUGGAAGAAGUUUCUCUCAAAAAGGUUAUUUAAAUGUUCACAUGAGAAUUCACACAGGUGAGAAGCCUUUCUCCUGUGGGUCCUGUGGAAAGAGUUACAGUGAAAGAGGGACUUUAACUCAGCACAUGAGAAUUCACACAGGUGAGAAGCCUUUCUCUUGUGGGAUUUGUGAAAAAAGGUUCACUGACAAAGGCAAUUUAAAUACUCAUAUAAAAAUUCACACUGGUGAGAAGCCUUUCUCUUGUGGGACCUGUGGAAAGAGUUACAGUGUAAGAAAGCUUUUAACUCAUCACAUGAGAAUUCACACAGGUGAGAAGCCUUUCUCUUGUGCCACCUGUGGAAAAAGUUUUACUCGAAAAGACACUUUAAAUGCUCAUAUGAAAAUUCACACAGAUGAGAAGCCUUUUUCUUGUGGGACCUGUGGAAAGAGUUUUACUCGAAAAGACACUUUAAAUGCUCAUAUGAAAAUUCACACAGAUGAGAAACCUUUCUCUUGUGGGACCUGUGGAAAGAGUUACAAUCAUAGACAGAGUUUAACUCAUCACAUGAGAAUUCACACAGGUGCGAGCCCUUUCUCCUGUGGGACCUGUGGAAAGAGUUACAGUAAAAGAAAGUAUUUAACUACUCACAUGAGAAUUCACACAGGGGAGAAGCCUUUUUCUUGCGGGACUUGUGGAAAGAGUUACAUUCAAAGACAGAGUUUAACUUAUCACAUCAGAAUUCACACCGGUGAGAGGCCUUUUUCUUGUGGGACUUGUGGAAACUGUUUCACUAAAAAAGGCAGUUUAAAUGCUCAUAUGAAAAUUCACACAGGUGAGAGGCCUUUCUCUUGUGGGACCUGUGGAAAGAGUUUCAUUGAAAGAGGCAGUUUAAAUGCUCAUAUGAGAGUUCACACAGGUGAGAAGCCUUUCUCUUGUGCGACUUGUGGAAAGAGUUGCAUUCAAAGACAGGUUUUAUCUCGUCACAUGAAAAUUCACACAGGUGAGAAGCCUUUCACAUGUGUGACCUGUGGAAAACGUUUUGCCCAAAGAACUGUUUUAACUUAUCACAUCAGAACUCACACAGGUGAGAAGCCUUUCUCUUGUGUGACUUGUGGAAAGAGCUACCCAUCCAAAUCUCAGUUAAAUUGUCAUAGGAGGAGUCACACGACUGAGAGGCGUUUCUCAUGUGGGAGCUGUGAAAAGAAAUUCUUUACUAAAAUAGUUUUAGCCACUCACAUGAGGACUCACAAAGGUGAAAAGCCUUUCUCAUGUGUGACCUGUGCAAAAAGCUACAGAGCCAAGUCUCAUUUAAAACGUCACAUGAUGAUUCACACAGGUGAGAAGCCUUUCCCAUGUGAGACGUGUAGAAAAAGUUUUCGAAGCAAAUUUGAGUUACUGAGUCACAUGAAGAUUCACACAGGUGAGAAGCCUUUCUUGUGUGAGACCUGUGGAAAAAGUUUCCCUGUAAAAGUUUGUUUAGAUCAACAUGUCAGAGGUCACACAGGUGAGAGGCCUUUCACGUGUAUUACCUGUGGAAAGAGUUACAUUGCAAGAAGCAGUUUAGUUUAUCACAUGAGGAUUCACACAGGUGAAAAGCCUUUCUCUUGUGUGACCUGUGGAAAAAGUUUUCGGUGCAAACCUCAGUUAACUAGUCAUAUGGUGGCUCACAUGAGUGAGAAACCUUUCUCAUGCACGAGUUGUGAAAAAAGUUUUUUAAAUAAAAUUAGUUUAACGUCUCACAUGAGGACUCACACAGGUGAAAACCCCUUUUCUUGUGUGAAUUGUGGAAAAAGCUAUCAAAGCAGAACUAAUUUAAAUCGUCACAUGAGAACUCAUACAGGUGAAAAACCUUUUUCUUGUCUGACUUGUGGAAAAAGCUUCCAUAGCAAAUUUAGUUUAAAUCGUCACAUGACGAUUCACAAGUGAGGAGCCUUUCUCAUAUGUGACCUGUGGAAAAAGUUUCACUCAUAAAAUGAAGCUUAACUGUUCAUAUAAGAACGGCAUAAUGUGAACUUUUCCAUGACGCUUUUUUAUUUGAAGUGAGCUAUUAAUCAAGUGUUUUAAAAAAAUGUAUGUAUUUUUAAAAGUGAUAUUUGUAGUGUCUUAAAGGAAUAAUGGAUUUGAACAUUUUUAGUUUUCCAUAAAUAUUUUUGGAGUCCUUGCGUGUUUAUCCUUUGUUGUAUUUAUACUUGUAGUUUCAUUAUUUUGGUUAGUGGUUAGCCGUUACUGUGUGAACUGGUAGAGUUUCAAAUGAAUUUUGCUUUGGGAAUAAUAUUUUCUGAAUUUUAAUUUAAAUAUGCAUUAUUAUACAUUGAACGUAGACGUAUCUCAGCAAUCUAUGACAAAGACUACACUAAAAGCAUGAAGAUACGGUAUUAUACAUUGUGGAGCAAAAGUCUAAUAAACAGAAAAAAUAACAACCAUUAAACAUGCACAACACCCACAUUUCUGUAUUACAUUUGUUUUUUGUGGGCUCCAGUGUCCCUUAUAUGAAAGUAGGCUGACAGGAAAGGGGGGAAGACAUGCGGUAAAUAUCGUCAGGUCCGGGAGUCGAACCUGCGACGGCCGCGUCGAGGACUCAAGGCCUCCAAACGUGGGUCUCGCUAUCCGUUACGCCACCACGGCACGCCCAUUACAUUUGUUUUCUUAGUGGUUUGAUGUAAUGCUGCAAUUUUAAAGGUCAUGUUUUCAUUACCUGUAAAUGGAAAAUCGUCAUAUUUAAAAGAAAUAAAGGCUCUCGCAUAUUAAUUUGUGUGGUUUUUAUGCAUAUAAUGUGUUAGAUUUAGUGAGCAAAUUUCUGGACUAAAUGGGUUUUUAAGCAAUAUUCUAAUUUAUUGAAUGAAUGUACAAAUCGCUGCGUACUGUGUGUUGGACAGUGUUGUCAGUAACACAGGAGCGCCACAAGGGACUGUCCUCUCUCCCUUCCUCUUCACGCUCAUUACAUUAAAGUUCAGCUGUUGCACUGAGAUCUGUCGUCUCCAGAAGUUCUCAGAUGACUCGGCUGCGGUCGGUUGUAUCAGUGAGGGUGAUGAGACUGUUCAAUCUCUGUUCCUCUAAAACACAUGUAGUCAUUCACUGUUUAACUUUAAAACUUAACGAUAUCCUACAAAACUACAACUUGAUAUAAUAAUAUUCUAAAGGUAAAAAGUAGUUUUAUUUAUAUAGGACAUUUUCAGCAACAAGGCAAUACAAAGUGCUUUACAGGAAUUAAAAGGAAAUGCAAACAAAAUAACAAACCAAAGGAAAGAGCAAAAGAAAAAAAAUCUAAUGUUGAUCUAAAGUAUGUAAGCUAUGUGCUCCUGUUCAGGGUUACUUACUUUUUAUAAGUAAUAAAAAAAUUUAAUGUUUCUGUUCUGGAAGAUUUUAUUCUGGAUUCUAAGUUUGCUCUAAUUCCUUUUCUGGGUUGCAGUAACAGGAGUCUCUCUGCAUAAUAAUCUAAAAAUGAAUCUAAGAUGUUUAAUAUUAAUUUAAAAAAUUGUUUUACAAACUAAAUAGAUCAUACUCAAAGAAAUUUGAGUAAAUACAUACCAAUAUGGUUCUUCUGUAAGAUAAAAAGUAUCUUUUUAUAACAGGUAAUCCUCGUAAUUAACAGAAGUAAAAGGCUUUAGACGUCAGUUUGUGUACAAUUACUCUGUAUACUUUAUUUCACUCACUGAAAUAAAUGAACCUUUCAAUAAUAUUCUAUUCUACUUAAUUUGCAUGUUAAUAGAUCUGGUUCACUGUUGACAUUUUCCACCUGAAACAGAUGAGAACUGAUGUCAGAACAGUUUUUUAUUAGGUUAUCAGCUGAAUGUCUACUGGGCUGGAUUUCCUCUGUGAAUAAGAAGAGAUCUCACCAGCUCGAAAAUAAAUUGUUUUGUGUCAAAAUUGUUUUUUUGUUUUUUUUAAUUGAUGUAAUUUCAUAUUUUAUAAAUGUCCUGAUUUCAUUUGUUCUGAAUAUAAA